GACCACGACCCGGGCAAGAAGCUCAAGGCCAUCGUGACGCGUACCGUGUGGGGCGUCGUCAUGGCCGGUGGCUGCAUCGGCCUCGUCCUCAUGGGCCACGUCUACGUCAUCGCGCUCGUGUUUGUGUGCCAGGCCACCGUCUUCAAAGAGUUGACGGCCCUGUUUGACGCCGGGACGCCUGAGCGCGAGGCCAAGCGCAAGGGGCGCAAGGAGGACCGCGAGCGGUGGAGCCGGCGCAUGGCCUGGUACUUCUUUGCCGUCACCAACUACUACCUCUACGGCGAGUCGCUCAUCUACUACUUCAAGCACAUCUUGACGCUCCAGGCGUCGUUCCUCCCGACCGCCUACUCGUUCGCCCAGCACCACCGCCUCAUCAGCUUUGGCCUCUACGUCAUCGGCUUCGUCAGCUUUGUCGCGACCCUGAACCGCAACAGCCUCCGGCGCCAGUUCGGCCUGUUUGGGUGGAUCCACAUGUCGCUCCUCCUCAUCGUCGUCUCGAGCCACUUUAUCGUCGACAACAUCCUCGAGGGCAUGAUCUGGUUCUGGGUCCCCGUGUCGCUCGUCAUCAUGAACGACAUUGCGGCGUACGUGUGCGGCAUGCUGUUUGGGCGCCACCAGCUCAUCAAGCUCAGCCCCAAGAAGACGGUCGAGGGCUUUGUCGGCGCCUUUUUCGUCACGGUCCUCUUUGCCAUCGUCUGGGGCACGCUCUUUAUCCGGUACGACUACAUGAUCUGCCCCGUCCAGGACCUGUCGACGUCGGCCUUUUCGUCGACGGCGUGCGAGCCCAACAACGUCUUUGUCUGGCGCGACCUCGCCCUCCCGCAGUCGGUCACGGCCAUGCUCGAGCCCGUCCUGCGCCGCCAGGUGACGUCGAUCCCGUGGGCGCCGUUCCAGCUGCACGCCGUCGUCCUCGCCGUCUUUGCGUCGCUCGUCGCACCGUUUGGCGGGUUUUUCGCGUCGGGCUUCAAGCGCGCGUUCAACAUCAAGGACUUUGGCGACUCGAUCCCGGGUCACGGCGGCAUGACGGACCGCAUGGAUUGCCAGUUCCUCACGGGCAUGUUCGUGUUCGUGUACCAUUCGGCCCUGAUUCGCGACUCGCACUACACGGUCGGCUCGGUCCUCGCUACGGCCGUGUCGCACUUGUCGACCGAGCAGCAGGUCGAGCUCGUCGCUGCCCUCCAGCAGGCCAUCCGCAGCCAGAUGUGAGGCGCUCGAGGUGGAGGAGAGGAAGCGCGACGCAGCAGGCAUACCAUCUCGACAGCUCCUGAAAAUAAAUGCAUCGUUGUCUGGCGAA
Molecule: messenger RNA, 1294 nt
Organism: Rhodotorula graminis WP1
Lineage: Eukaryota; Fungi; Basidiomycota; Microbotryomycetes; Sporidiobolales; Sporidiobolaceae
Exons: 9
Coding region: 61-1206 (381 amino acids)
Cellular component (GO): endoplasmic reticulum membrane
Molecular function (GO): phosphatidate cytidylyltransferase activity
Source: RefSeq, a predicted model, not a curated record